ACAAAAACAUAAUGUCUGUGUAAUUUUGGUUUUUUAUUUUGCAAAAUUGUGACGAGUUGAUCCGAAUCCGAAUCUUUGGAUUCAGAUUUUGGCCUUUGGGUGUGAGAGGAGAAUGCUGGAGCCCAGCCGGAGAAUGGACCAUCCUGUGGAAGUCGGGGUGGUGAGGGCGGACACUGAACCAAUGCCCGAGAAUUCUACCGUAAAUCACUUUGUGCCAGACAUUCACCGCGAGAUACCAAAUCCACCGCCAGUCGGUCUAGAGGAGCUCCAGCGUAAAAUAGAUGAUGUUAAGGUCCUUGUGCAAACGGAGCCGCAUGGCAAUGAUCUGCGCAUGUUCUUGUUCACGGUGGCGGCCAGUAAUGAUCACUUCGAGAGCACUCUAGUUCCAUUGCCGCCGCAGUUCAGGGCAACAGCCGGACAUGGAUGUCAGGUGGAGCGACUGCGUCGUGCCAUUGAAAAUAAUUGGCCAAGUCUUCGGGUAAUACCCACAAUGUUUAAUAACAAUGAGGAGUUGUUGGGUUUGGCUUCGGAUGAUAUUGAUGCCUGGCAUUUACUACACUGGCUGCUCGUACCGAAUUCUGAAUAUCCUUUAUUUCGCCGUUUAUCGAUAUUGAAUCUGAGUCCCCUGUGCCGCUUGAUGGGUUUAGGUCAACCCACUGAGGAACCACGUUAUCUGAUAAGUAUUACCUAUGAAGCGACAAAUAAUCAGCAAUGGAAAUGGCGUCGACCGGAGGACGAGGAGCAACGUUAUUAUGCCUUUUUGGGUUUACCACUUGAUAAGGUUUAUCGUUUUCUAUAUACUGGUGAUUUGGAUAUACCACCAGGUGAACCCAUACGUUUGCAUCUUCAAAUGGAGUUUUCUUUGCAACUUUGUGGUGGAUCACCUGACCAACAGCAGGAGGAAUCUAAAUCCAAAUCUCCCGAGUUGUGUUGGCGCAAUUCCCUUAUGGCCAACACGGAGCAAAGGGCUCUAAUCAUUUGUGAGCUUCCCCCAGAGUUGGAUGAAUCAAUGGCCAGGUCCCCGGAUAAGCAUUUCCUCGAGUUCAUAGUUCAAGAGUCGACCACCUUGAAACCCUGUUACCUGUUAAUAUUCGAUGAGCCUGUGGCUGCUAAAAUGAUUCUAAAUUGGCCAGGAAAUCCCAUUGAGAUGACUGCACCACCAGGUCGAUCGUUGAUUAAGCGGACUUCCCAUAGGUUCUCUCAGGUGUCAAAUUAUUUUAGUGAGCGUUUGGAAAAUCUUAAGCGGUUGCUCACCAAAACUAAUACAUCCGAAGGCACAAAUUAAGGGACAAAAGGACAACUCUAUACACUCUCUAAAAUUGAUUUUCCAUUUAAAGUUAAAUUAACAAAGACAGACAGACUUGAAAUAUAUCCGUAACCGUUGGUUAUAUAAUUGUGAUCGUGUGAUCGGUCCUAUUGAAUAUCCUUACAAUGAGUAAUAAAAUCAAACUUCAGGAGA
Drosophila serrata is the source of this 1459-nucleotide messenger RNA. RefSeq lists its product as uncharacterized. NCBI's taxonomy places the organism in Eukaryota, Metazoa, Arthropoda, Insecta, Diptera, Drosophilidae. The record is from RefSeq and is a predicted model, not a curated record.